AUGCAACGAAGUGGUGAAGUUGUGUUGUGCGCAAAGAGCAGUUCGGUGUUAACGAGCAAGCAGUUCAUCUGUCAAUCAGUGAAAAGUGCAACGGAUUGCUGGCAACUCCAAACUGGUAUCACCGUUCUGUUAAGCCGAUUAUGGAUGCCGUUGUCGCUGCUGCGUCGGCUGGUUCGCGGCCCAUUGGCUGCACUUUAUUAA
Molecule: messenger RNA, 201 nt
Organism: Gongylonema pulchrum
Lineage: Eukaryota; Metazoa; Nematoda; Chromadorea; Rhabditida; Gongylonematidae
Source: the annotation of a GenBank genome assembly